AUGUGGCACCGGACAUUGGUGGUUGCUGUGUUGCUGUCCUUCCCAUACACAUCUACAGCUCAAGGUCAAUGUAAUAACGUUGUUGUGGCGGAUAUUGUGUUCCUUGUGGAUGGGUCAUCCAGCAUCGGACGUACCAACUUUGUCUUGGUGAAGGACUUCAUGGCAGGGAUUGUCAGACCCUUCUCCAAAGCAGUGGGAACAUCUGGCAUUCGUUUUGGAGCAGUGCAGUACAGCGACACAGCAAGGGUGGAAUUUACCUUUACUACAUACGUGAAUGGCACAGACCUGUUAAAUGCUAUCCAGAACAUCAACUAUAAAGGAGGAAAUACUCGCACUGGAGCUGGCCUUAAAUACAUUGCAGAAAACUUCUUCAGUCCCAGCACUACCAGAGAUGUGCCCAAGAUUGCUAUUUUGAUUACAGAUGGAAAAUCUCAGGAUAGUGUUCAGGAACCUGCUCAGAGACUACGCAACUUAGGAGUUAAAAUAUUUGCAGUGGGUAUUAAGAGUGCGGAUCAGAAAGAACUAAACCUCAUUUCUUCGCCUCCUGAUAGUGAAUUUACCUCCUUUAUUGGGAAUUUUAGGGCUCUCAGCACUCUGCUACCUCUGCUGUCUCCUCGUGUGUGUAGAUCAUCUGGAGGCACCUAUUCAAGUGAUGGUGCCCUCAGUGGCCCAUCUGACUUGAGGUUUUCAGAUGAGACCACUAAUUCCAUCCGAUUUCGGUGGGCACCAGCAGGGGGUCCCGUAACUGGAUACGUAGUGCAGUACACUCCUCUUUCUGGUCUGGGUCAGCCACUGACAUCAGACCUGCGGGAGGUAAAUGAGAGAGUAGCAGCUAGUCAGCAGGUCUAUGUGGCACGGCAGCUACGGUCGGGCACAGAAUACUUGGUGUCAGUUAUUGCCCAGUAUCCCAACAGUGUGGGCGAGACAGUGUCUGGCAAAGCUCGAACAAGGUCUGUACAGACUGUGUCCUCUCUGCGCUUGGUGCAGGCUGGGUUUUUUACUUUAUCCUUGGCAUGGGACCGUUCCUCUGGCACCACACAGGGUUACAGGAUUACAUAUAGGCCCAGAGGUGAACCUGCUAGCUUGUUGCAGGAGCAGACAGUUGAAUCGGAUGCCACUUCUCUCACACUGGAUGGUCUUAAAUCAGAUACAGAAUACGUUAUUAACCUGUAUCCCCUUUUUCCUCGCGACAGUAAUGCACUAUCUACACUUAAUGCCCGCACAUUGCGUUUAGAAGGAGUGCAACAACUCUCUGUUAACACAAGCUCAAGCAACAGUGUUGAUGUGCGCUGGAAGGGAGUAACUGGUGCCAGAGGAUACAGGCUUGUCUGGGGACCUACAAUAGGACAAGAUCUAGAGACUGUAGAGGUGGCAGGUGACAGUGAGACUCAUAAACUGGUAAACCUGAACCCUAACACAGAAUACCUGGUUACUGUCAUUGCUUUGUAUAAUGGAGAAACAGAAGGGCCUGCUUCAACCACACGCUUCACGAUAGAGCAGCAGGUUCUGAGAGCCAUUUCAAAAGGACCCACCAGCAUCCGACUGAACUGGAACCAAAUCCGAACAGCCAGAGGCUACCGACUGGAGUGGUAUAAAGAAGGAGAGAGCAACAACAUUCAAAAACAGAACUUCUCUCAGUCUACCACAAGCUAUGAGCUCAGAGAUCUUCAGCCAAGUACUGAUUACAUCAUAACUCUGUACACACUCUACGAAGGACGAGAGGAGUCCACAACAGUGUCUAGUGUGGUUGGUAUAGUCACCGAUCUCCGAGUGCUCGAGACAUUUGGCAGUACUGUACGGCUGGGAUGGAUAAGGGUGCUCGGAGCAACGCAGUACAGCAUUCUCAUACUGAACACUGAAUCUGGGUUAGAGCAAAACCUGGUUGUUCCUGGAAACCAGACAACAGUUGACUUGAGCGACCUUAUAGAAGGUGUAUCCUACUCCGUAAGUGUGACUGCGCUAGUGGGCAACAUCAAAGGAGAUCCAGUCACUAUCUAUCUCAGACCAGCAUCAGUUCUGAAUAAGGUGACAGACCUGCGUGUGGUGAAUGCUAACAGUCGACGAAUCCGAAUUUCAUGGACUGGAGUUAGCGAGGCAACAGGUUAUAGAGUCACUUGGAGACAAGGCAGUAAUGCAGAGCAGGUCCGUGUGCUUGGUUCAGAUGUUACUGCUUACACUAUAGAAGGGCUACAGCCAGAUGAAUCUGUUAUUGUGGGUGUGGCUGCUGUAAGCGAUAGCCAGGUCGGAGAUGUAGUGACUGUCACUACCAGAACGUCUGGUUACGUAGGGACAGUCACAGGCCUGCGGAUCGUCGAUGUCCGUCCCACGCGGAUUCGAGUGUCUUGGUCAGCUGUAUCCAGGGCAACAGGCUAUAAAAUCACUUGGCAGCGGGAUGAUGGAGUGGAAGAAACUCAGAACUUACCUGGUGAUGCUACAUCCUACACCAUUGAUAGGCUGCAGCAAGGCACCUCCUACAAAAUAUCUGUUUCUGCUCUGAGUGGCUCCAGGCAGGGACCCACUGCCUCCCUGAAUGCCAGGACAGCUUCAGAUGAGUUUGUGGUUGGACAUGUUACUAAUUUACAGCAAGAGUCUCGAGGGGAAAGCAUCAGAAUCAGCUGGGUUGGAGUUCAGGGAGCAACAGCAUAUAGAGUACUGUGGAGGAAAAGUGAAGGUGGAGAUGAGCAGCUUCAGUUGGUAGGUGGCAAUAUAACAUCAGUGGAUCUUAAGCAGCUGGAAGGAGGAGCCCAGUAUGACAUUCAGGUUGUGGCCCUGAUUCAGAACAGAGAGGGGCCUCCAGUCUCCAUCAGAGUCACCACAGCAUCAUCCGAAACUGUGCCUAGAGUAGAGGGACUGCGUGUUGAACAGUCAGCUGCAGGAGGGCUGCGUUUCUACUGGAGUGCGCUGAGAGAUGUUGAUGGGUAUAGAAUAUACUGGAGGUCUUCACAAGGUGAGGCUGAAUCAAGUCGUCGGAUUGAUAGAGAUGCAAGCUCGUUUACCUUGGAUGGCCUCCGUCCUGGGUUGACUUACACUAUACGAUUUGCUGCUGUGAGAGGGGGCAGAGAAGGUCCACCUGUCACUAUCAGAGAAACCACUGCUCCAUUACAAGUUGUGACGGAUCUCCGGGCAAUAAAUACUACCCAGAACUCUGUGUUGCUUGGUUGGAAUCCAGUUUCUGGUGCAAGUGAAUAUGUACUGCGGUGGCAGGAUGAAGACGAACCAGACAAUGGCCAGACAGUCACUCUUCCCGGUACGACCAACUCGUUCCGCGUGACUGGUCUGAGGCUGGGUCGUCAAUACCGUUUCACUGUGCAGGCUAUGGUCUUCAAUAAUGCAGGUCCAGAGACUGCUGUGGAAGAACGCACAGUUUGUGUGGAUGGUCGUUUGGACGUGGUGUUUUUGGUUCCCACCUCUCGUGAUCGCUCUGCAUUGGAGGAACCUCUUUUUUCUCUGCUUGCAAGUGCUGUGGGAUCUCUCUCCAGUAUUGGAGCCAGGGACUCCCAGGUGGGAAUGGUGGUCUAUGGUGCAGAACCUGAAGUGCGUUUUCGUCUGAGUCGGCAUAGCAGCAGAGAACCCUUACUAAGGGAGAUUCUGUCUACCCCUUUUACUGGGAGACCAGGAAAUAAUAUAGGUCAGGCUAUGACGUUUACUCAGCAGUAUCUGCUAAGUGCAAGUGCAGGUCGAAGGGCUGGUGUGCCAGGUGUGGUUGUCAUCAUCACUGAUGAGAAAUCAUCUGAUGAUCUUAUCCGUGCUGCUGCUGCAGUCAGGAAUUCCGGUGUGACCGUGUUGGCUGUUGGGCUUGGACGUGCAGAUCAAGAGGAGCUGCGCAGGGCAGUUACAGAUGGCAGCACUCAGAAUCUGCUAACUGUUCGUGAUGCAGCUGAUCUCUUCAGACAACACUCUGAACUGGCAGAACUGCUUUGUGGCAUUGCUAGAGGAAAUGGUGCAUUGGGUCGAAAUGGUACACCUGGUCGUGAUGGCCCUAGAGGACCUGCAGGGCCACCUGGUCUUCCAGGAUCCAGUGUGGACCCACCACAAAGAGGAGAAAAAGGAGAAAGGGGAUUUCCAGGGCUGGAUGGGAGUCCAGGAAUCCCUGGGCGUGCAGGUACUUCUGGUGCUGCAGGCCCUCCUGGCUUGCAGGGGAUACCUGGAGUCAGAGGGGACCCUGGAGAACCUGGUGGCACCGGGUCUCCUGGAUCAAAAGGGCAAAAAGGUGACAGGGGUGAUUCAGGAACUGAUUUUGGCUUGCCAGGACGCAAAGGAGAGCCAGGAGUUCCCGGUCUACCAGGGUCUUCGGGACGACCAGGUUUGAAUGGGCCAAAGGGAGAACCAGGAGUACCAGGGCUAACAGGACAAGAUGGUCGCCCUGGGAUACAGGGCAACCCUGGGCUGUCAGUAAAGGGUGAGAAAGGAAGCCGGGGAGAACCAGGUGUGGGGAAUGGGGUAGCAGUAAAGGGUGAUAGGGGUGAACCAGGAAAUACGGGACCGUCAGGGCCUCAGGGCUUUCAAGGACCGUCUGGAUCAAAAGGUUCCAAGGGAGAACUGGGGGAGAGCAUAAAGGGCAGUCCAGGGCUCCCUGGGAGCCAAGGAGAUCCGGGUGAUCGGGGUCCGAGGGGUCCACCCGGUGAAACUGGAAGCAAGGGUGACCGGGGGCAGGCUGGCGAGCCUGGACUACAGGGUGACAGAAGUGAGAGAGGACCAGCCGGUCCAAUAGGAGAAAAGGGCGAGGCAGGUAAACAAGGACCAACUGGACCCCCAGGAAUCAGAAGCUUUCCUGGCACAAAUGGUACUCCAGGCGAGAAGGGAGCUAAAGGAGAACCAGGCGGUGGCCCAGAAUCAGUUGGAAGAAAAGGGGAGCAGGGCCAGAGAGGACCUCCAGGUCCCGACGGAUCUCAAGGUGAAAAAGGAGCAUCAGGAGAAAAAGGAGAUAGGGGUCUUCCUGGAAUUGGUACAUCUGGCCAACCUGGACUUAAAGGAGAACCGGGUGAUCGGGGUGCUCCUGGAUUAGCUGGCAGAGCUGGCAUCAAGGGCAACCAAGGUGAACCAGGAGAGAGAGGAGAACCAGGCAGUUCUGGUCCUGCAGGACCGGUCGGCCCCAGAGGAAAAGAUGGUGUAAAAGGUGACAAAGGAGAUGACGGGCUUCCUGGGGAAGAUGGGUCACCUGGUAAACCAGGAGAAAGAGGACUGAGGGGUAUUGCAGGGCAGCCGGGUCAACCAGGCGAUAAAGGAAACCCAGGGGAUUCUGGCGAGCCAGGACGAAGUGGCACUCCAGGACCUCUAGGACCAAGAGGGCAGAAGGGAGAUCAGGGAAUACAGGGUCCCCCUGGCCCUCCUGGAGAUGCCGGAGAUAUGCAGUCUCUUUUAAAGGGAGAAAGAGGAGAAAAAGGAGAGUCAGGUACUCCUGGGGCAAAUGGUAGCAAAGGUCAGCAAGGGGAUGCAGGACCACAAGGUUCCCCAGGAACACGGGGAGCUGAUGGUCAGCGUGGACCAGUAGGAGGCAGAGGCGAUCCAGGGGAGCGAGGCAGCCCAGGAGAGAAGGGAGAGAGAGGAGCUGCAGGAGUGGAUGGGCGGCCUGGUCAGGAUGGAAAGCCCGGCCCACCUGGAUCUUCAGGUUUACGGGGUGAUCCUGGUAAAACUGGAGAACCUGGCCGAGAUGGCUUAGCAGGACUGAGAGGACCACAGGGGCCCCCAGGACCAAUUGGGCCCCCAGGAGCUGCUGGCACACCUGGUAAACCAGGUGAUGAUGGAAAGUCUGGACCUCCAGGAAAGACUGGUGAAGAUGGCGUCCCUGGGGAGGAUGGCAGGAAGGGUGACAAGGGAGAAUCUGGCUCUCCAGGCAGAGAUGGUCAAGACGGGCUGAAGGGGGAUCGUGGCCCUUCAGGACCCACUGGACCAACUGGGCAGCCUGGAUCCCCAGGGGUCCCAGGUAACAUUGGACCACCAGGACAGGUGAUAUAUAUUAAAGGAGCUGAUCCUAUUCAAGGGCCCCAAGGGCCUCAAGGAGUCCCAGGAUCACCAGGAAUUCCAGGCGAUCCUGGAUCAAGAGGGGAGAGAGGUGUACCAGGCACAAAGGGAGAUCAGGGAGAUCCAGGAGAAGAUGGAUCACCUGGAAAACCAGGAACCGCUGCAGAUGUGAAGAGAGCACUUUCAGAUAAUAACAUUGAGAUUAGGGAUCUGCAGGCGGUGCUGGAAAAGAAGGACAUAAUACUGCAGAUACCUGACUUUUCAAAGAGAACGGAUAAAGGACAAAAAGGAGAGAAAGGAGAUGGAGGAGCUCCAGGCCCGUCUGGUGCAGAUGGUGCUCGAGGCUUACCAGGUGAGCGAGGUCUGAAAGGUGAUCAGGGUGACAAGGGGUCUCCAGGUCCCCAGGGCCCCAUGGGAAGGGCUAUAGGAGAAAGGGGCCAGGAGGGUCCUUCUGGACAGGCAGGGGAGCCUGGCAAACCUGGCAUUCCAGGUGUACCAGGACGAGCUGGAGAACUCGGAGAGGCUGGUAGACCUGGAGAUAAGGGAGAAAGAGGAGAAAAAGGAGACAAAGGAGAUUCUGGUAAAUCUGGAGUCACUGGUGUAGCAGGACCCCCUGGACCUAAGGGUGACUCAAUCGUUCAAACCAUGCCUGGUCCACGGGGUCUGCCAGGCCCUCAGGGUAAUAAGGGAGAGGAUGGAGUGCCAGGGCUUCCUGGGCCUAAGGGAGAUCGGGGUUUUGCAGGUGUUCGUGGAGAGAAGGGAGAGAGAGGGGAGACCGGGGAAAAGGGCAGAGAUGGCUCUCCUGGGUUAACAGGAGAAGCUGGAAAACCUGGACUGGAUGGAAAGCCGGGCUUGCCUGGGUUCCCAGGAGUGCUGGGCAGACCGGGAAAUCCUGGAGAACCAGGCAUUCGAGGGUUACCUGGGCCAAUGGGUGCAAAUGGACCUCCUGGACCACUUGGUGUGAAGGGUGACCAAGGAGAGGCAGGAAUUGGAGUUCAAGGCCCUCCCGGAUCGCAGGGCAUAAGAGGACUACCUGGAAUUAUAGGCACACCAGGAGCUAUUGGCCCACAAGGACCUCCAGGGCUUCCAGGACAAACGGGAGAGAGUGGAAAGCCUGGGGUCCCUGGUAGAGAUGGUAUACCUGGAAAAGAAGGAACGCCUGGGUUGCCCGGAAAACAGGGUAUUGCCGGACCCGUGGGCCCCCCAGGAACAAAAGGAGAGCAAGGAGAUAGUGGCCCACCAGGAAAGGCAGUAGCUGGACCACCUGGAGUAAAGGGUGAGAGGGGUCCUUCUGGUGAAACUUUGCCAGGUGUUGCUGGAGAGAGAGGUCUACCUGGAUUACAGGGUGUUAAAGGAGACAAGGGACCAGCCGGCAUUAAAGGAGAUAAAGGAAUAAGAGGCGAUCCUGGGGAGGCAGGUGAAAAUGGAGACAGAGGACCACUGGGGCCUAAAGGAUCUAAAGGGGAAUCAGGCCUGGGAAUAACUGGCCCUCCAGGACAAACUGGACCCCUUGGCUUAAAGGGUGAUCCUGGUCUUCCAGGCCCUCCUGGAUCACCAGGUCCUCAAGGUCUAGCAGGAACACCAGGAGUAGCAGGUCAAAGAGGUGAAGCAGGCCAGCCAGGAACUCCAGGACCUCCCGGAGACAGGGGUUUGCAAGGCUUUAUAGGCAAAGCAGGAAACCCAGGGACACCUGGUACUCCUGGACCCCCCGGACCACCAGGUACUGCAGGUACACCUGGCAUGAAGGGUGAUAAAGGUGAAGUUGCAGUAGGAGUACCAGGACUCAGAGGAGAGAGAGGUGAUCCAGGGCCUCGGGGAGAAGAAGGACGACCUGGACUGGAUGGAGAAAGAGGUUCUUCGGGAUUUCCAGGUGCCAAAGGAGCACAAGGAGAAAAGGGUGCAACUGGACUUCAGGGAGAGAAAGGAGUGAAAGGUGAAAGUCUGUUGGUUGGUGGGCCUCCUGGUGAAAAAGGAAACAAGGGAGAAACUGGAGACAGAGGGCUUAAGGGUCCUCAAGGUGAAAAAGGCCUAAAAGGACAAGAGGGACCACCAGGGAUACAGGGUCUGAGGGGAGAGCCUGCAGAGAGAGGUUCCCCUGGAUUUCAGGGUGCACGUGGGCCAGGAGGACAGAAGGGAGAGGCAGGACUGCCUGGGGUUCCAGGAGAAUCUGGUGGGCCUGGCAAAGAUGGCCUUCCUGGCACCAGAGGAGACAAGGGAGAGAACGGUGUGACAGGAUUGCGUGGACCUAAGGGGGAGCGUGGCUCCAAAGGAGUGUGUGGAGCAGAUGGACAAAAAGGAGAAAGGGGAGAUGCUGGAAUGAACGGUAGACCAGGUUUACCUGGAAGAAAAGGAGAGUCGGGUGAUGUGGGAUCUCCAGGGGCCACUGGAAGUUCAGGAAAAGAAGGAAUUGUUGGACCCAAAGGUGAUCGAGGUUUUGAUGGUCUAUUGGGACCAAAGGGAGAACAAGGAGAAAAAGGUGAAAGGGGUCCACCUGGUAUCCCUGGCCCACCAGGUCCACGAGGUGUAGAUGGGCCACCUGGUUUGACUGGUCCACAGGGGCUUGCUGGAGUAAAAGGUCCUGAGGGACUGCAGGGGCAAAAGGGUGAACGAGGUCCCCCAGGACCCGCUUCGCUUGGCCCUAGAGGCAUUCCAGGAAUUCCAGGAGAGAGAGGAGAACAAGGUGAAUUAGGCCUUGAUGGCGCCAGAGGAGAAAAAGGAGAACCGGGCAUGACGGAGGAUGAGAUUCGGUCUUAUGUUCGUACUGAGAUGAGCCAGCACUGUGGUGGUGGAGAAAUUCCAUCUCGUCCAGUGGUUUCAACUUACCGAAGUCGCUCUUCCACGUCCCCUGAGAGGUCACUAACCCAAGGGGACGAGGAGGCUCGGGAAAUGCAUGUUGUUUUAAACGCAAACGACCCCGACUAUGAACACAUCUACUCCAUCGAGAGCUAUGAUGAUGCCAUGGAUGAAAUUGUGGACUUUACCCCCUCAGUCAGUGAAAGUGAUGGCAAGCACACCACAAUUGAUGAACAAAAUGCAGGGAGAAAGAAAAGAGAAAUUAAAGGUGAAGAUCCCUGCAUCUUGCCAAUGGAUGAGGGUGGGUGUUCCAGAUAUACUCUGCGCUGGUACUUUAAUUCCCAGGCGGGCGACUGUAGACCCUUCAUCUACAGUGGCUGUGAAGGAAAUGCUAACCGUUACACACACAAGGAGGACUGUGAAAAGCAGUGCCUUAAACAGAAAGGAGCUGCUCUUGAUGGUGCACGGUAGAGACGGAACUAUGAACUCUCCAGCACAGCAUCAGUAUUCAGUAUGCUCACCAUAAUCACCUGCUGG
Molecule: messenger RNA, 9291 nt
Organism: Trichomycterus rosablanca
Lineage: Eukaryota; Metazoa; Chordata; Actinopteri; Siluriformes; Trichomycteridae
Gene: col7a1
Product: collagen, type VII, alpha 1
Exons: 116
Coding region: 1-9225 (3074 amino acids)
Cellular component (GO): extracellular matrix
Molecular function (GO): serine-type endopeptidase inhibitor activity; protein binding
Source: RefSeq, a predicted model, not a curated record